This is a messenger RNA of Penaeus vannamei (Pacific white shrimp), 7488 nucleotides long. NCBI's taxonomy places the organism in Eukaryota, Metazoa, Arthropoda, Malacostraca, Decapoda, Penaeidae. The record is from RefSeq and is a predicted model, not a curated record.
UGAGAUUAUCUCUCUUGUAGGAUCUUAUUAUCUUGUUUAUGAUACUGAUAUAGUCAGGGAAGUAUCCAAAUUGCACCGUUCAUUUAGGAAUGUACUUCCGGGGAUAACAUAUGCAUCCCCGUCACUUGGUCAGAAGAGCGACAUGACUUAUGUAGGACAGCAAGAAACAAUGGAAAGUGGGCGUCGCAAAGCACAUCCCAGCGGAGGCAAAGGUGGAAGUGAGGAGUGUGGAGUUAGUGUUGGAGACCGUGUCGUGUGGCUAACUGAGGAGUACCCUGAGCUGGGUUGGGUGCGCUGGACUGGGAAACAACCAGGCUUGGAUGGCAGCCCAGGUUGGAUGGUUGGAGUGGAAUUUGACCAUCCAGUAGGUAACGACAACCACAGAGUCAAUGGCCGUCAGCUCUUUGAUGCCAAAAUGAACCAUGCAUCUUUAUUGCCUGUCACAAGUCUAAUGAAGGCUGAAGAUUUUCUAGGUUCUGAAGCUCUUAACGUGGACCACCACAGUGGACGUAACUCUAGUGGGAAAAGACCUGCCCACCUCACUUCAAAGGGAGAUAAUCAGUUGGGAAGUGACAUCUCCAGCAUGACGCCAUUCCACCUCCUGGCCUACGAACAACUCUCUGCAUCUGGCCAGCGAAACUCAGACCCUCCACCCCCUUACUCAGAGAAAGAAGAUUGGGAAAUCUUGCCGCACAUGACUUAUUCUGUGCAGAAAAAUAUGUUAUCCAGCAAUAAGGAAACCCUCCAUGACCACAAAUCGCGCCAGAGAGACAAAGGGAAGAUCCUGAACCGAAACCUAGACAAGAAAAACAACAAGUGGAAGUCUCCUGCCACAGGCACAAGGUCAACCAGUGUCAAUGCUGAUGUGGACCAGAAUUCUCCGAUUGGAGGCUUUGGGGAUAACGACUUCCCUGUGAACCCCCUCUACCAUUUGUCACUUCAUGGAAUUGACCAGUUGGAAGUUGUGUCAGAUGGCGAUGGAAGCGUGUAUGAGACCCCAGAGGGUAGUGUGGAGGGUACGGAAGAGGAUCUUGACAUUGGGUCGCUGGUAGAGGUCGUCAUUAAGGAGGUUCCAAGAUUUGGUGUCAUACGUUGGAUUGGCACUGUGCCAGGUGACAAAAAAGAGGGACGGAAAGUUGCUGGAGUGGAAAUGGAAGAUGCUGAGGAUGGCUUGUCAGAUGGAACUUUCAGCGGAAAGCGGUAUUUCACAUGUGCAGCUGGAAAAGCAUUAUUUGUCCCAUUGCGCAUGUGCCAUAGGGACAGCCGCUUUCUGGAGUCCAUAUCGUCCAAUCCAAGAGCCAGUCUUGGGUCCUCAUCCAGAGGUACUUUGGCAGUAUGGAUUGUUCAACCAGUAGGUGGAGGUGGGAGUGUUCCACCCUUGUCAACACCAGAAGAAGUGCGAGCGAUGUUUGGCAAGAACCGUGGCAUUCAAGGUCACCAAAAUUCAUGUUAUCUCGAUGCCACACUCUUUAGUAUGUUUGCAUUUACCAGUGUUUUUGACAACCUGCUGUUUCGACCUCCAACUCCUCAGGAUAUAAAAGAAUAAGUCCAAAGAGUGUUGAGGGAAGAAAUUGUGAAUCCUUUGAGGGUUCAUAGAAUUAUGAACUCUUUGACAAUUGACCAUAGACGAGGCGUACACAUGAGGGAAGAAAUUCAAGUCUUAACAUUUAAGACAAAAGAUCCAGAGGAGUUCCUGCACUCCCUUCUUGCACAGAUCUUGCAGGCUGAGCCACUGUUACAGCUUUCCUCAGGGCAAGAAGCGUACCACUACCAACUCUUCGUGGAUAAGGAUGAGAAGCUGAAUCUGCCGUCAGUUCAGACGCUGUUUGAUCAGUCCUUCCUUACCUCAGAUAUCAAGCUGAAGCAAGUUCCGUCCUGUUUAAUAAUCCAAAUGCCAAGGUUUGGAAAGGACUACAAGAUGUACCCAAGAAUAUUGCCUUCCAUGGUUUUAGAUGUUACUGAUGUUAUUGAAGAUUCACCUCGCCAAUGUAUCAUCUGUGGAAAGCUUGCAGAAUAUGAAUGUCGAGAGUGCUUUGGCCAGUGUGGAUCAGGCCUGGAAAGUAUUGCAUUCUGUGCCAAAUGCAUGGACAAGGUUCACAGCCAUAAGAAAAGGGGAAGUCACGCAUCAACCCGAAAGCUGAAAGUGCCCCCAGACUUCCAGAUGUUAGCAGACCACUGUGGAUCCAUUCCGAGAGUGUACAUGGAGCUCUUUGCUGUUGUGUGCAUUGAGACAUCGCACUAUGUUGCUUUCACGCGGUGUGGUUCAGGUGCUGAUGCCACUUGGUGCUUCUUUGACUCCAUGGCUGACAGGAAAGGUGAACAACACGGCUACAACAUCCCAACAGUAGUGGAAUGUGGAGACCUCAUGCAGUGGGUGGGAGAGGAAGGCAGCCAGAUGCUCCACGCUGUUACCGAUAACAAAGCCCUACCUGACCUCCCCCGACGCCUGCUCUGUGAUGCAUACAUGUGCUUUUAUCAGAGCCCCAAAGUCAUGAUGUAUAGAUAAGAUAUGAGGUUUUUGCAUAAUUGCAGUUUGUUUUUGACAGCAUAAUUGCAAAAAUGUUGAUGAAAUUCAUUGCACUGGAGGAAAUGAAUGUGUGAUAUCAGGUAUUGCCCUCUCCCUAACUCUCUUUAAAAAGGUGUACAGUAUUGUUGAAAUUCAAACCAGUGUUGCAGAAACUCACACAAAUUAAGAGAAGAAAAAUAGAGCACAAAGCUUCCAGUUCAUAAUAGCUCUGUGGUCUAUGGGUUGCAUAACCAUCACAGGGGGGGCUAUUGCACUAAUCCAGCCUAAUUGCCUGAUUAUAGCAGAACUAGGUACUGGGUCAGGCCUGGAAGUCCUUCAGCCUUUAACCAGAAUACCAGCUUGGUUACAUUGUUGGUCUAGGGAGACUUCUAUUUACUGUUUUACAGAUUUUAUCUUGAAUAAAAUAAUAAGUUCUGCAAAAUGAAGGGGUUAUUAAACUGAUAUUUAUGGUUGGAACAGAUUAUUAAUGGUACACUUUUAUUGUAUCUUAUUCUGAUGUGUGAAAGCUGCCGUCAGGUUUUUUGCUUUUUGGUUCCUUUGAAAUGUAAUGUGCUUCUUUGAUUUCAAAAUUUGAAUUGUAACUGGAGCAGAGACAAAUUUUCCGAAGGCAGGUAAGGUAGCCCUUAUUUUGCUAUGACAUCCAUGUAGUCAAGUGUCAUGACUAUGAUGACUUGAGAUUAAUAUUCUGUUUAGCUUUAUGUGAGUAAAAGCUACUAAUAUGCUAGUCCAGAUUAAUUUUUUUUUAUCCUUUUCUUCAGGAGUAGAUGAGGACUAUGUAUCAUGCUUGUGUUCUAAAUGAUUUGGUAUUACAUAUAAUUGUAUCUCUUGAGGUCUGGUGCAAAGGGUUAUAUAUACUGUAUGUAUUUUUUUUAUUGCUUAACAAACUGAAAUCUUCCUGUUGUCAUCACAAAAGCUUACUUGGAUUGACAUAGUCAUAUGCUGAGCAGCAAGAUUCCUAGAGAAAAAGAGGCUUGAGUAUCAUACAGACUGGAAUUGUUUCAUGAAAAUUAUCUGCUUUAUAGUAAUAGAGGUUGUAGAUAUAGUUUUAACAUUUUCCAUAAAUUGUAUGUUAUUUUGUAAGAUGAAUUUGCAUGAUUUUUCUGUCCUUUUAGUUUCAUAGUACAGCCAUUUUAUACUUCCUAUUGGAUAAGAUGAUGGUGUAUGUCAGUGGUAAACAGACUUUUCUGGCCAUAUUUUGGGCCACGUGUCAUGUCUUCUUGCUAUGACCUAGUCUCCCCUCCUCUUGCUGCCACCAAUACUUUUGUCACCAUUUAUUGAUAACUGAAUAUAUCACAUUUCCAUUGCAUUUAUACAGAACACAUUUUGACUGACAUUAACUGGAUAUCAUUUGUAUUAGAUCAUGUAUUAUGCAGACUAUUUAUAUUAUAAUGAAACAAAAGGAAAAAAAGUUGUUUUCACAGCAUUAGAUGGGAAUCGGAGUAAUAAAUUUUUGUUCAUUCUUCUAAAUUUCAUCUAUUAGUUUUGAUUUUUGUGUGCCCAAAGCAAGAGACUCUAAUUUACAAUGAUUAAUAGUGAGUGAAAAUGUAAACUACAGCCUGGAUAGAUGUGCUUAGAGCUCAUGCAAGUUUCAAACUUGAGCAGCAGUCAGCUUUGCCAAAUUGUAUAUGUGCUAGUUAGUCUUGACUUUGUGAUAGUUUAUGAAAUGUAUUAAAUUUUAAUGACACAUGAAUAUAGAGUCUGGUUUUGCUUUUUUUUCUUGUGUAUCCCUUGCUAUUGUGAAGUUGCACCCCAAGGUGUAUAUACACUGCUGUUUAGGAACUGCUCGAUUAUGUCACACACUUAAUUCUUUCAUUUUUGGAAGGUGAGUCUUUUUAUUUUAAGUAUAUUACCCUUUGAAAAGCACAUUAUUUUAGCAAUGAAAUAUAUAUUCUCAUAUGUCAGAAAGGAAAAUGUAAUUAGUUUUGAUAUUUGAAGUAAUUUCAUGGAUUUAUAUAGUUUUGAAAAAUAACUUACCUCAAGUAGAGCUAAUAUAGUUAAUAUAGUUUGAACAAGCAAGUGAUGAUAUCACUUUGCUUGCAGAGGAGCAGGAAUGAUGCGAGUGAUGCUGAGAGAGUGUAUUUGCUAGUCAAAGGCCGGGAAAAAUGAGAAGAAUAGAAAAGAAUGACAGGAAAAAAAAAAUAUAUAUAUAUAUACAUGUAUAUUCAUUUACAAAUACUGGGUAGGAUUCAGAAUUUAGAGGGCCCAAAAGUAUGAGGCUUGGAGGCCGUUUUUAAAGUAAAAAUAGGGUUAUAUAAAACUUGAGAACAUUAAUAUCUUUUAAUCUGUAGUAUAAAACAAACAAAUAACUCAUAUUAAAGCAGUACAUAAUAUAUUCUAAUAUAUUCUAAAAGGCCACCAAAAUUGGGAGGUCCCUUGAAAUUUGCAGUGUUUUGCCAAUGAAUUCCAGCCAUUUUUGAAUUUCCUCUCUCAGUCUUAAAAUAUUGUACCCUUACUUUAUUGCCCAUAUCUAGAUGUCUAACUUUUUAAAUUGUCAGACUAAUGAUUGUCAUUUCAUCAUGAAACAUGCCCUAUCCAUCAUCACUUCUUAAUUUUUUCAGCCUGUAUAUUAUCUUUAAUGGUCUGUUGUAUUAUACAUGCUCUUUUUCAUUCUCUUGACAGUAUGCCUAUAAUUGAUCUUCCUGUGGGUCUUUCUUUUUUCUAAUGAUUUUUCACAUUUCUGAGCCAUUUGUUAAAAAUGAUACACACACAUCCAACAUAUGUAUAUAUACAGUAUUUAUAUGCAUAGGUAAAGGCCUGUCCAGUCAUUUGGACCUGAUAGGCUGGUAUGCCUGAGAAGUGAUAUUAGAGGGCAAAACUAUUGGCUAAACAAUUGAUACCACUUGUAAAUCAAGUGUCAAGUCAUCGGUUUGCCUGUCCUACUUAGGCAUGCCCUCAGAUCAAGCCUACUUUUCUGGACAUGCUUAAAUGUGUGUGCAUGCACACAGGUGUAUACAUGUAAUGCUGGCAUUUUUAUGGUGUACCAUUUCAAAGUCAUAUAUAGCUUUGGAGAUUGUAUGAAAAGUUUUAAAGUUGUUCCUCUUCAUAUGGCAUAUUAACCCACUGACUCUGGGUUUAUGUACAGUCCAUUGUAGUUUUUUUUGUAAACUUUGUUGCCCACAGAUGGCUCCACAAGUGCUCAGCAACCAGGGAGUCUGUUAGUAGACCCUAGUGAUUUCUCCAUUCCUCAGAUUUGUGGGAUUUUUUUUUCUAAUGCUAUUGAUAUCAUUACUGUUAUUAUUAUCACUGAUGUAAUGAUUAUUAUAAUGUUAUUAGAAUACUAAUAACAAUAGAUAGUAAUGUAAUAGAAAAGAAUCAAGGAAAGGGUAAACAGAAGGAGGUAGGACUCAUAGUUUAUCCUUUGUUGACUUAGUACUUGUGGAGCCACAUAUGUGUAAAAAACAGUUAAAUAAAAUUACAUUAGGCAUGGCAUUAUAUCAUGCCAUCGGCUGCCAAUAGGUUAAAUGUGGUCAAGUGAAGAAUGCAACUAUACUUUAUUUCAUAGUAAUAUUAAAGAUGACAGAAUUGACCUUUACACUUCCUCAGGUUCCUUCCAAGUUGAGAGGAAACCAUUUGAUAUUUUACUGAGAAAUAAUAAUAAUGUGUGAAUAUAAGCAUAGGUAUGAUUAAUGAUUAUCAAGAUUAAGAUAAAUUAAUAUCAAGAACAUACCCAGGAUUGUCUUUCCCAAGGUGUUAGGGUGUAUAUUUUUUCAGAUAUUAGAAAAUCAGAGCACUUAAUAUUUUUCAAAAGACCAUAAGCAGAUAUACUUGGCUUAAUGUUUUUUUUUUUUUAAGAAAUAAGUGCCAAAAGUUAAUGGAGACCUAUUUUGCUUAUAAUUUUUUUUUUCUUUAGGACAAGGAGUAAGAUAUGGUGAUUGGUUUACAACAGUUAAAAGGCAUAAUGUCUCAGGAAUUAUAGUCUUACCUGUUUCUGUUUCCCAUUUGAACUUAUUUAUAUUUUCCAACUUUUUCAGUCCUUUAAAAGAUAAUUUUACAGUAUCUAUCUAUUGUAUGUUUGUGUAUGAUUCAUUACUAUGUUUUUUAUUGAAUUACUUGUGGGUCAAAUGAUCUUUUAUUGCCGUUGUGCAUUGUGUUUGUUAUUUAUCUUUUUCUCCAAUCACUGCAUUAGAAUUGCCCAACUUGUUUCCUACACAAAUGCUUUCCUGCCCUUUUAUAUGACAAGGGAUGAAAGAAAACUGUUGCCUUCAAUUGCAGUAUAUGUAGUUCCAACUUAGCAACUGAAAGUGGGUUUUAUAGAACUCCCUUUUGGUAGUCUUGAAGGAAGUCACUUUGCAGUUUUAAUCAAAAUGUACCAUACUUAUUGUGUUGCAUUUGUAAUGUUCAGGUUGAUUUGAGGUUUAGUAAAGAGAGUAACAGUAGCUUUGUUUUGUGAACUAACUUUCAAGGUUAAUGCCUGAUGUACAGUAUGUGUUCUUUGAAGCCAUUCUUUGUAUAGUCUUCAUGUUGUACUUAACACUGCUUCACCAUGCUUUGUUACUGUCAUUUUAAAGCUAAGCCAACUUGUUUUUAAAAAUUUGUUGAUUACAUAGCCUCUCUAUAUAUAACACACCUUGACAGGGAUUGAAAGAUUUAAUAUAAUUUGCCAAGCCAUUACUCAUCAGGAGUGGAUCCUGCAAAAUUUAUUUGUUAAAGAAAAAAUAUAAGCUACAUAUUUUUUGCAUUAUUUUUAUGCCUAAUUGUAAAAUCAUUUAGAAUAAUUUACAGUGUUUUAGUUAUUGUAGAAAAAAUGUAAAUGAUAAAUAUAGUUCAGUAAAUAUUGUUGUUUUCUAGCAAUAUAGUGUAAUAUUUGGAGGAUAUACAAGAGUUUUAGUAGAAUAUGUCUAUUUCUGUAAUUGGUUCAAAAUAGUGUAGGAGUAUUUUGUGAAUAUAUGUUGCUUAUAGUUAUUGUGCCUCCAAAGCCUUUCCAAUCUUGUUUUAAAACAAUAAAGGUACACAAAAUAUAA